GGUCUUUGGGGGAGGGGAAUGGGCAGAGAAACAUUCAGAAGAGGCACAGAAUGCACUAAAGGGACCAACCUUUUAGGGAGGCCCUGCCUAGAGCACAAGCUCAAGGUCCAGCCCCACUCUCCAUUGGUACUGGGAUGCCACGUCAACUCUCUCUAGCUCAGUUUUCUUAUCUGUAGAGCAGAGAUUAAAAAAAAAAUUGUGAAUUUUUUCUAGAUUGUUCUGGGGAUUACAUCAAAUAAUCCCUGUGUCACAAUAGGAGGAAAGUUUAUUUUUCAUAGCAGCAGGAUUCCUUGUUGUAUGAAGAGCUCUGUGUUGUUGAGAACCAACAGUUUGGUGAGCUGCUUGAAUGAACCCGCCCAAUAGGCUUGACUUGGAUGUCACGAAUGAUGUCCGGGUUGUUCUCCAGGGCUGAUGAUGGGUCUGUCUACCUGCAGAGCUAGUUCUGCCACGUAAAAGCAUGGGAGUGGAAAGUAAGAGGGCUUUGUCGAAUGGGAAAAGGGAACGAAGGUGUUUGCUCCUGGAGAGGAACUGGUAAGGAGUUGUCUCAUGGGAUCAUCCGUAUGUUUUGCUGUGGAGCAAGUGAGAUAAAUAUUUUCUCAUUUUAGUUCAGGCAGCUAUAACAAAUACCAUGGAAGGAUGGCUUAAACAGCAAACACUUAUUUCUCACAGUCUGAGGCUGGGGAGUCCACGAUCAAGAUACAAGCUGAUUUGCCAUGUGGUAAGGCCCUUUCAGUUUGCAGAUGGGCAUCUUCCUGCUGUAUCCUCACAUGGCAGAGAGAGACAUCGUUUCUUUCAUGUUUCUUCUUGUAAAGUUACUGAUCUCCCUUGAGAGGUUCUAUCUUCAUGACCCAAUGGCCUCCCCAAAACUCCACCUCCAUAACCCGUCACAUCAGAGGCUAGGGCUUUACCAUAUAAAUGGUUUGGAAAACACAAAUAUUCAGUCCAUAGUACUCAUUGCCUCACAAAUUCUAAUUUAACUUGCGUUAUUCACUUUUGCCCUGGGAUGAGAACCUUGGUAACAUAGUAUAGGGACUGAGAACAGCAGUUCUGGAAUCAGAAUGCCACAGUGAGUUCCAGUCCUGUCCCUUCCUACUGUUGGACCUUGGCCAACUGGUUUACUCUCUGUGUGUCUCGGUUUCAUCAUCCUCGAUAGGAGGCACCUACUUCUCUGGGUAAAGGUAAUGAGCCAAAAAGAUCAUGUCUGAAGUACAAGGAACGGUUGAGUUUUCGGUAGAGCUACAUAAAUUUUAUAAUGUGGAUCUCUUUCAGAGAGGGUAUUACCAGAUCCGAGUGACCUUGAAGGUGUCCUCAAGGAUCCCCCACAGACUGAGUGCCUCCAUCGUCGGGCAGACAGAGAGCAGCAGCCUGCAUUCAGCCUGUGUCCAUGACAGCACUGUGCACAGCCGGGUCUUUCAGAUCUUAUACCGGAAUGAAGAGGUGCCCAUAAAUGAUGCUGUGGUCUUCCGAGCUCAUUUGCUCUUAGAUGGUGAAAGGGUGGAAGAUGCGCUGAGUGAAGUAGAUUUUCAGCUCAAGGUGGAUCUGCACUUCACGGACAGUGAACAGCAGUUGAGGGAUGUGGCCGGGGCACCGAUGGUCAGCAGCCGCGCCCUUGGCCUGCACUUCCACCCCCGGAAUGGUCUGCACCACCAGGUCCCAGUCAUGUUUGACUAUUUCCACCUGUCUGUGAUCUCAGUGACCAUCCAUGCUUCCCUGGUGGCUCUGCAGCAGCCCUUGAUCAGUUUUACUCGCCCAGGAAGAGGCUCCUGGCUUGGUAAAGGUGGCCCAGACACCGGACAAGAGCAGUCUAUCAUUUCUCUGGAAAACUUGGUCUUUGGAGCUGGAUACUGCAAGCCAACUUCCUCAGAGGGAAGCUUCUAUGUCCCCUCCGAGAACUGCAUGCAGCAUGCACACAAGUGGCACCGAGACCUGUGCCUGCUGCUCCUCCACGCUUACCGGGGACUCCGUCUCUACUUCCUGGUGAUGAUGCGGGACAUCCCGGAGCUGCCACACAUGGACCUGGAGGCGCUUGCUGUUGAAGAAACACUUUCUCAGCUGUGCUCAGAGCUACAGAUGUUGAACAAUCCAGAGAAGAUUGCCGAGCAGAUAAGCAAGGAUCUGGCCUGGCUCACCUCCCACAUGAUGGCUCUAUGGACCCAGUUCCUGGACACAGUCACUCUGCAAUCCCAAGUGACCACUUAUCUCACCCAGGAGCACCACACACUAAGGGUCCGAAGGUUUUCUGAGGCGUUCUUUUAUAUGGAGCACCAAAAACAUGCAGUCCUGACAUUUCAGGAGAAUCUGAUACAGACUCACAGCCAGCUGUCCCUGGACAUCCGGAACUCGGAGUACCUCACCAGCAUGCCCCCGCUGCCCGCAGAGUGCCUGGACAUUGACGGCGAUUGGAACACCCUGCCGGUCAUCUUUGAGGACAGAUAUGUGGACUGCCCUGCGACAGGGCAUAACUUGAGUGUUUAUCCUAAUUUUGAUGUUCCAGUGACAAGUCCUACAAUAAUGAAUCUAAAAGAGAAAGAAGAUAAUUGUAUGGUAAAUAGCAAUUUAUCUUUUAGGGAAGACCUUGGCUUGUCUGCCAUAAAACCAUCCCAAGUGGAUUCUGAUGAAGAAGUUACCAGGUGUCCAGAGCUGGCUGAGAAUGCGGCCACACAAAAUCAUACGGAUAUGUGCUCUGACUUUCAGGUGUAUAUGACAAUUGGUGAAUUUCAAAGCAAAGCAGGUGUGCCUGAAGAUGAAUGUUGGACUAGCCAAACAUCUGAUGCUGGGACAUAUCCCAUGGCAGAUGUGGACACUUCUAGAAGGAGUCCAGGCCCAGAGGAUGAACAGGCCCCAGUGCUGACCUACAUUGAUAUAAAAUCUAGCAAUAAGAACCCCUCCAGAGCUGAACCUCCGGUGGCCUUCAAUGCUCAGCAUGAGAAUAGGAGCUCUAGAGAUAAGCAUGGAUUAGACAGGACUGGGCUAAGCAAAGUGGUAGCAGGUGGAAGCCACCCAAACACCAUCUCAUCGGACAAAACAGCUCUCCAUGAAUUAAGUACUCUUGGAAAGGGAGCAGACCAAGAGGGGAAGAUGGUGCUGCUAGGCUUGAAGCUCAUCCCCUCUGAGCCCUGUGACCCACUAAGUUCUACCCUGAGGGAGCCCUUAGAUGUCAGGUCCUCCCUAAAGGAUUCUCAUACAGAAGAGCAGGAGGAACUCUCUGUGCUCUCCGGGGUCAUCAAGAGAUCUUCAUCCAUCAUAUCUGAUUCAGGCAUCGAGAGUGAGCCAAGCUCUGUUGCCUGGUCAGAGGCCCGAAGCAGGGCCCUGGAGUUGCCCAGUGAUCGGGAAGUCUUGCACCCGUUUGUUCGAAGACAUGCCCUCCACCGGAACUCCCUAGAGGGUGGACACACAGAAAGUAACACGAGUCUGCCAAGUGGCAUCCAGGCUUCUCUUACCUCUAUUAGCUCUUUACCUUUUGAGGAGGAUGAGCGGGAGUUGGCACUCACUAAGUUAACCAAGUCCGUAUCUGCUCCCCACAUCAGUAGCCCAGAGGAGGCCGCUGAGGAUAUAGACACCAAGCAGCAAGACAGAGGUUUUGCUGAACCUUCAGAUGUGCACAGCAGGAGCCAAGGUUCCCCUGGACCUUGCUCUCAACUUUGCGGUGACUCUGGAACACAGGAUACUGGAGUGGACCAUCCCCUGGUGGAGAUAGUUUUAGAUGCUGACAACGAGCAGAGCCCAGGGGACAAAGACAGCCCCAAAGGGAAAGGGAAGCAGUUUGAAGCUCAAGGAGACUGUCUUCUUGAUGGCAGGACUGAGAACACUCCAGGUAUUGAAACCAAAGGUCUUAAUUUAAAAAUACCACGUGUCAUAGCACUCGAAACCCCCAGGACCAGAUCUCUUCAUAGAGCACUAAUGGAAACCCCAAAGGGCAAGCCUAAAGACUUGAAGAUGGGUCAGACGGCUCUUUCUAACAGUGGCAUCUCAGAGGCUGAGGGUAUCUCCCAGCAUAAGGUGCCGGAAUUGAGUCAUACAUCAGCUGCUGAUGCCACCAACUUGAACUCAACAGGCCAGCGAAGCCAAAGUGGUUCACCUUGUGUUAUGGAUAACACAGCAUUUGAUAGAGGAGUGACUGCCUUCCCGGAGGUUAAACAUAAAGCAGGCCCUGUGUGCCCCACUGUGACCCAUUCCGUUCAUUCCCAGGUUUUGAAAAACCAAGAGCUGAAGGCAGGCACUUCCAUCACAGGGUCCCACCUGACCUCUGCAGAGACCUUCACUCUGGACAGCCUGAAGGCUGUGGAGGUUGUUAACUUAUCUGUGUCUUGCACUGCCACAUGUCUCCCUUUCUCAUCUGUGCCUAACGAGACCCCUGCCAGGGCUGGAUUCUCCUCCAAACAGACCCUGUUUCCCAUCACUCAUCAGCCUUUGGGAUCCUUUGGAGUUGUUUCUACCCAUUCCAGCACGCUGGAUGAGGAAGUGCGGGAAAGGAUGUUUAGUUUUUAUCAGGCCAAAGAAAAAUUUAAAAAAGAACUGAAGAUUGAAGGAUUUCUGUACAGCGACUUAACUGUACUAGCUUCUGAUAUACCAUAUUUCCCACCAGAGGAAGAAGAAGAAAAUUUGGAAGAUGGAAUUCACCUGGUUGUCUGUGUCCAUGGUCUGGAUGGGAACAGUGCAGACCUCCGGUUGGUAAAGACCUUCAUAGAACUGGGGCUCCCUGGAGGAAAACUGGACUUCCUAAUGUCUGAAAAGAAUCAGAUGGACACAUUUGCAGAUUUUGAUACCAUGACGGAUCGGUUAUUGGAUGAAAUCAUUCAACACAUUCAGUUGUACAACCUCUCCAUAUCCCGAAUUAGCUUCAUUGGCCAUUCUCUUGGCAACAUCAUCAUCCGAUCGGUCCUCACACGGCCUCGGUUCCGGUAUUACCUCAACAAACUCCACACGUUCCUGUCACUCUCUGGGCCUCACCUGGGAACCCUGUACAACAACAGCACCCUGGUUAGUACAGGCUUAUGGCUCAUGCAGAAACUAAAGAAAUCCGGGUCUCUACUGCAGCUGACCUUCAGGGAUAAUGCUGAUUUGCGCAAAUGUUUCCUCUACCAACUAAGCCAAAAAACAGGGCUGCAGUAUUUUAAAAACGUCGUGCUGGUUGCUUCUCCCCAAGACCGUUACGUGCCAUUUCAUUCAGCCAGGAUCGAAAUGUGUAAAACUGCCCUCAAAGACAGACACACAGGGCCAGUUUAUGCAGAAAUGAUCAACAACCUCCUGGGCCCUCUGGUUGAAGCCAAGGACUGCACUUUAAUCCGACACAACGUGUUCCACGCCCUGCCCAACACUGCCAAUACCCUGAUCGGCCGAGCCGCUCACAUCGCUGUGCUGGAUUCAGAACUCUUCCUGGAGAAGUUUUUCUUGGUGGCAGGACUCAACUACUUCAAGUAGUGGCUUUGAGGGAGCAGGCCUUGGGUAAUGCUUGAGAUAGGUGGAGAGCUUUAACUAAGACCUGCUUUUACAGACCUCACCAUUUCAGAAUGAAGAUCAAGGGAACAGCACUGAGGGAUGGAGGCUGGGGUGGAACCUGAUGUGAGAGGUGUUUUUGUUUUGGAGAUUUGGGAAAACUGAGCAAACAGACUAAAUGACAACAAACUGUGUGAAUUUGUGUAGCUGCCUGGAGUGUCAUUCAAGAUGCUUUCUAGGAAAAUGUGAGAGAAUAAACAGAAUACUUGGGAGUUGGUGAGCUCCCCUUGCUAGCCACUACUGGCUCACUGAGAAAUGACUCCAAUUUAACUAGACUUGCCCAGUAUGUUACUAGCUUAUAGCUUUAUCAUUUCUGAUUAAAUUAAGUACACACAAGCAUUUCAGAACUCAGGUUAAUCUCUGUGCAGAAGUGGAACAUAUUUGUGUAAAUAGAAUCCUCAAUAGAUUCAAAUGCACCAAUUAUUCAAGAAAAUGUGAUGCCCAUACUCAUAUUUUCUCUUUACAUUUUCCAAACGAGAGCAAGGAAUGCAUUACAAAUCCCAGUUUUGUUUCAUAACAGCAGUGAGCAGGGUGACUUAAGGUAAAGAGGGAUAAAGGCGAUACUAUUGUUAAAUACAAGUUUGUUACAGAAAAACAUGACUCUAAGAACAUACUGAACUAUGAAUAGUUGCUCCACCUACUUCCCCAGACUUUUUCUUUGGAUGCAGAGCCCUGAUCCACAAAUUACUUUAGUGAUUGCUUACAUCUUUGUCUGUAGUAGGGAACAUGAGUGAGACUAACCUAGCAGAAGGGGGCACUGAGAUGAAUGCACACACAUAUGAAGCUCCUGCUGAUAUACUUCCAAAGAUAUGCUAUGUUAGCAUUCAAUUCAACUGCAAAAAAAUCAAAACCAUUAACAUGGCCAGCUGCUUCUCCUCUCCAUGGAAGGAGAAAAACAUCUAAAUGGAGGAGUGCUGGAUUAAAACCUCAGGGGAGCUCUAAGAAGGGUGCUGGUUAUCUUUCAAUAGAAAUGUCUUCUUGCCUUAGGAAAAUAAAGGGCUAGGAAAGGUCACUGUGUUGAUAAAAACCAAUAGAUGACAGGGACAAAAGUGAGAUCGGAUAGGAGGAGAACAUCCAGACUGAAGAUUCAACACAAACUGUUAUUGGAAAGUGACUCAAAGGGAGUUUUGAAAAUUACUAGGAUGUUUAAUGGUAAGGUCUCAAAGACUGAGUGUGUUGUGUAGGCUAUAGGAAGCCUAAAGGAUCAUUUAGUUGUAUGGAAUAGAUUAAUGAACCUGGACAGUAGGGCUAAAUAAGACAGGAGCCUCAUCUUUUGGAGAUGAAAUCUCCCUGCUUCUGCAAAAAAAAAAAAAAAUCUCUUCUGAAGUGUGGAAGCACACCUAGGGCCAGGUUUCUCAGUACCUGAGCCAUUACUCUAGGUCACUGAUGCCAUGGUAACAAAACCAAGUAAAUUAAGCUCAUCUGAGAAUUUUAGAUCCUCUUAUAGUAACUGUGACUUUGAAAACUAAAAGCAGACCAGGGGAAAUGAGUCCAGAUUGGCAAGUUUGCAGGAGAGUAGGUAGACAUGUGGGAUUCUUUAAAAAAAAAGGGGGGGGCAGGGGAGGGUUGCUGGGGGAGAGUUGAAUGUUUGCAAAGGCACACUUGCACACAUGGAUUUAGAGUUUCUCAGUGGGUCUUUUCUGAAUGCUUGUUAUAUCCUGGUCAUAAUGCAUUUGAGUUCACUAAGUUCCCUAGUCACUUUCCACUGGGAAUUUUUGUCAGGGUUCAGAGCUGGGCAUAGACUCUGGUUACUCAUGAGGAGUGCUGUAUUUGCUCUGACACCUGGGAGACAUUUGAUCCCUAGUCUUGCAGCACCUUGUUUUCUGACCCAGGCAAGUGCUUGUGCUCAGUACAGGACCAUAGGUUGGUAAUAGUUUCUCCUUUCUGGCCAAAUGAUGGGCCCUGUCCCUCUGAUGAGUACAUUUAAUGUUGUAUUUCCAGUUUUCAUCAGCAGUGUUUGUCAUUCCCUGGUCAUUUGAAAGACUGUGUCGUCCGUGGUUAUGGAGCCAGGAUGAAUCUGAUGAUCAUCACCUUUUCCAAUAACCAGAUACCAUUUUUAACUUCAAUAUGCUGUCUGGACAUAGUGAGAACUAAUGGCAAUAAAUGUCCAGCUGCAUGGUGCACCUCUUUUUUAUAGGGGUGCUCUGCUGUCUUUGUAAACCCUCUCUGGCCUCUGAGCAUCUAUUAUAAUUGUGUAGAAAGUACAUCUCUAUAUUGUAAAUAAGAGUGUCAAGUGUUGCGUGUCAUGCCUCAUUUGGAAAGGCUUUUUUAUGUCUCUUUCUAUCGAAAUAUAGAUAUCUAAUAUAUAAAUAUAUAUACAUAAAAUAUAUAUAAAUAUAUAUUAUGUAAAACAGGGACAUUCUAUUAUUGAUUGUAAAAAUUAUAAACAAAAUGCCUGCCAAGAUAAUGGUCCAAUAUGUCUUCAUUCUCUGCGUAAUUUUUGUUUUUGUUUUUAUGAGUUGUUGUUUCUCCAAAUGAGAUAGAAAUAAAAAUCACCAAUAUUGAGAUUAAUUGGAAUUUGUUGCUAAUGAGCCAAAUAAAUCCAGGGAAGCAGAUUGGAACCUCAGGUCAUCUUGGGGCAAAACAAACACCCCAAUGGCAGUUUGAAAGCAGAGGGAGUACUGUGAACCUGAGAAGGUGAAGAGAGAAAAGCCCCCUGUUGGCUUCUACAAUCCACAAGUAUUUGCAGAGCAGCUUCCAUCCAUCUGUGCCAGAUGGGAACACCGAGGUAAAAUACACAGUCCCUGCUCACAAGGAACUGGAGGGAGAUGCAGUCUUAUUAUUACAAUGGAAUAUAACAAAACCUCUGAGGAAGGCAGGGCCAGUGCUCCUUGGCCCUAGGCAUUCACUCCUUAUUGCCUGGGGAAGGUCAGGAGGGAAGCCUUGAGAGUGAGACUUGAAUGGUAGGACUAUUUACCUUGCACCUGUGUCACCCCAGGGUGCAGUCUUCCAUUAUGUCAUUCAUUUAUUCAUCUGGCAAGUCUGUCCUGAGGACCUGCCUGCUCUGUGCCAGGGAUCCAUCCACUGGUAAAAUUCAGUAGCUCACUGUCUAGCAAGGAACACAGCUGAUCAAAUGGGAAAUCAAAGUGGGUGGCCCCACAGAGGAGGUAUGGUCCUGUGUGUGCUCAGAGAAGGGGCAUCCAUCUACAGGAGGGAUGUGGGGGAGAGCUGGUCAGAAAAGUGCUCCAGGAGGGCUUGGCAUCUAAGCCGAGACCUGGAGACUGAGGUGGAGCAGGCUUGGUGAAGGUGGAAUGUGUGGAUCCCUCCAAGAGGGGACAGAAUGAGCAAAGGGCUUCAUGUGAGAGCAGAAGGCAGGGAACCUUUGGCCACUGCAAAGGCAGAUGGAGAAUAUGUUUGAACACAAAAGCAACCAAACAGAAGUGUGAGAAAUCAGCUGCCAUGCAGGAUUUUCUUCUUAGGAGUAAAUUUCCAUUGUUGGCCAGGCGCGGUGUCUCAAGCCUAUAAUCCCAGCACUUGGGAGGCUGAAGCGGGUGGAUCAUGAGGUCAAGAGAUUGAGACCAACCUGGUCAACAUGGUGAAACCCCGUCUCUAUUAAAAAAUACAAAUACAAAAAUAUUAGCUGGGCAUGGUGGCACGUGCCUGUAAUCCCAGCUACUCAGGAGGCUGAGGCAGGAGAAUUGCCUGAACCCAGGAGGCGGAGGUUGUGGUGAGCCGAGACCGCACCAUUGCACUCCAGCCUGGGUAACAAGAGUGAAACUCCGUCUCAAAAAAAAAAAAAAAUUCCAUUGUUAACACUAGCAAAUGUCCACUUGGUAAUGAGAGCCCCUGCAAGACCAGGACCUGCCCCUGUGGUCAUGUCCCUCUCCACACUUCACCCUCUGGGAAAUAUCUGAUCCCUCCUGUCUUGGGAGAAGUCCAGCCACAUGCUUCACCAUCACUCAUUUCUGAAAUUUUCCUUUGAGAAGCAUAGUAGACAUGUCUGGUGGUCUUCUCAUGGAGAAAACUCUAACAAAUGGCGCCAUAUAAACAAGCUAAGAAGAGGGAAUAGUCAUUUGGUUAAAAUUAUUUUUUAUGCAUGGAAGCAAUCAAAUGAAACUCUUAUAUUGGUAUUUAAGGUGACACACAAACUGCUAACUUUUUUUUUUUUUCCUAGAUGGAUUCUCACUCUGUCGCCAGGCUGGAAUGCAGUGGUGCGAUCUUGGCUCACUGCAACCUCUGACUCCCUGGUUCACGUGAUUCUCCUCCCUCCACCUCCUGAGUAGCUGGGAUUACAGGCAUGCACCACCACACCCAGCUAAUUUUUGUAUUUUUAGUAGAGACGGGGUUUCACCAUGUUGGGCAGGAUGGUCUUGAUCUCCUGACCUCAUGAUCUACCCUCCUAAGCCUCUCAACAUGCUGGGAUUACAGGUGUGAGCCACUGCACCCAGCCCAUAAGUAGUCAUGUGCAUAGAGAGACGCCAUCAUCUUCAUCAUCUUAUGCAGUGAGAGUCAACAGGAAAAAAUUUGUACAGCAAAGCAUUAUUUAAUCCUCAGCAUACAGUUAAGCAAUCUGCAGACCCCAGGAGAUUGGGGUAACUUCAUUAAAACUACAGUCCUUCAUUUGGCCCCAAAUGUUUCCUAAUAGCCUGUCAUGAGCCAGGGGUUGGUCAUAAAGCUAAAAUAAAAUAAUCAUCCCAUCCUGAUGGAGGGUAUAUGCAAAAGGAAUGUAGACAGUGCAGAAAGUUACCAGCACAGUGAGUGUGGCCAAGGCCAUGUCCAGAAAGAGCUAUGGGAGGAACCAGUAGGGAUAUCACCCUUGUAGUACAUGAAUGGCAAAGAAUAUAACAGCACAUAACCCAGGCAUUUCUGUAAAGAAGAAAAAAAGUCUUUAAAAGUGUCACAAGGUGAUGAGUGUUUAGUUGGCUCUCACUGUGUAAGAUGAUGAAGAUGAUGGCGUCUCUCUACGCACAUGACUACUGAAUUGAAAGCUUACAUUCAAAUAUCUGCAAGCCCCUGAAUGUAACUGCCACUUUUUUUUUUUUUUUUUUUUUUUUUUGAGACGGAGUUUCACUCUUGUUACCCAGGCUGGAGUGCAAUGGUGCCAUCUCAGCUCACCGCAACCUCCGCCUCCUGGGUUCAGGCAAUUCUCCUGCCUCAGCCUCCUGAGUAGCUGGGAUUACAAGCACGUGCCACCGUGCCCAGCUAAUUUUUUUGUAUUUUUAGUAGAGACAGGGUUUCACCAUGUUGACCAGGAUGGUCUCGAUCUCUUGACCUCAUGAUCCACCCGCCUCGGCCUCCCAAAGUGCUGGGAUUACAGGCGUGAGCCACUGUGCCUGGCCUUUUUUUUUUUUUUUUUCCAUGCCAUUAGCUUUGGUUUCACAGCAUAUAUUGCUGAGCAUUAGAAAUAACGAGGGCUAUGAGGGACAGUUGUGGGAGUGCUGAAAGAAGAAGUGUGGCCAUGAUACAAAACCAUGGUUAUGCUUUCUGUUAGUUUUCUUGCCAGGCACCAUCUCAGUAUAGCAUUACAUGUUAGCAUCUGGAUCUUUUUUCUUUUCUUCAGUUUUUCACUUACUUAUUCUUUACGUGUUUUAUUGAACAUCUGUUUUGUGUUAGGUACUGUUCUAGGCCAUGUAGAUGAACAUAAAGCAUAUAAUCCCAAACACUAAAAGGAUCUGGGAUAAUGAUAAAACUUAGUUUUUACUUUUAACUGUUAGCAUCUAAAAUAAUGAAUAUCAGACUUGGAAGAGGAAAAAUGGGCUGCUUAAUAUAGACUCCAUCUGCUGUCUAGCAUCCUCAACUGUGCUCUCCCAGCUCCACUUGACCAGACAGGUCUUGAUCUACGUAUGGCAAAGCACAGUCAUUGUGGUGACAUACACACACACACACACACACACACACACACACACUUUCUAAAUGCAGAUAAACCACCAAGGAGAUUUUUCAAAAUCUUUAAGAUACCAUUCUCAGGAUUUUUGUACUUCUUUCUCCCUUUCCUCCUUCAUUUAUCAAUUUUACUUUUUUCUUUACUUGUUUCUAGCUUUAUUUUCCAUGGCACCUGUGCAAUUGUGCAUGAUGCUAGUUAAGUCUCAAUAGAAAACACUAUGGAAAAUUUGGAAAAGAGGAACUCUCCCCAGUGCUUUUUAUGUUGAAUGGCAAUAAUGCAGUAUGCAAGAAUACAGAGUUCUCAGUGCACAAAGUCUCUAAGCCAAUUUUAAUUUUUGGGAAAAGGAUCCCGGUGACUUCUGUUACACAAGAGAAAACCAGAAUCUACAGAACUGAGCUUUUAGGUCAAAUGUAAAUGUAUGGAUGUUGCUGAAUAGUGUCUUGUGAACCAUUAAACCUGGUUAUUUCUCUAUAUUUGAUCUCUGUAUGAGUAAAUUAUAAAGUCUGUGCGUAUCUGUUUCACAGAUGUGGUUGUGAUUAGAGGACUUUCAGAAAACAGUCCUCAAACCCCAAACUUUGUGUCAUCACAAAAUCAGAAACUCUUACAAGUAAAACAAACCUGGACUCUCAUCUAUCUAAUUUUUAACAAAUGAAGAAGAAAAGAAAUGGAAAUAACCUACAGUAUUUGAAUAUGUUGGCUAGAUUUUUCCAUAUAUGGUUUCAUUUAAUCCCACACAACAUGUAAAUGAUGCUGGCAGAGGUCAGGUAACUUGCCUACAGUUACGCAGCUUAGCAGUGGUAGAGUCAAGAUUUGAACUUCUAGCCUUCAUUUUAUCUUUUAUUCUAUGAUUCUUCCAACCCAGAGUUACUUAGUUGUAAAGGUCACAUGUUGUGUUAAAAUCAAAGCCGAUGUUCAAGCCCAUGUUUCUAAACCAUAACCUUCUGAGCUUUCUAUUGUAAUAUAGUCUCAUAUAAGACAUCUAUAUAACCAAUACAUUAAACAGCAAGAAAAACUUAUUCAGUGACAAAGCUGGUUUUACAAAACAUUGUCAACAGUGUAAUUGGUUGAACUGUUCUGUUCUUUGCUAAUCUUCUGUGUUUCUCAGAUCCUCUUUCCUCCUAGUAACCCAGAGUUCCUUUUCCAAAACCACACACCUUUCUUUCCACAGCUGUCCCAGGCCAUGCUCUUCCUUCCAUAUUUUAUCAAAUUCUACAAUUCUCACAAUGCAAUGGCUGAUCAUAUUCAUCCAGAUUCAUUCCCUUUACUAUAAGGUUUGAAUCUGCAAUAAAUGGUUCCUAGAUUGUAGACUCUUGCUUCUGGAUGAAUCUGAGCUCCGUGCUUCUCCAUCAGAGCUAGGUUUUCUCACGUUCCCAUUAACCCACUCUUUUCUCAUUUCUCAUCACAUAUUUAUCUGUGACCCUAUAGAUCUCUCGCCUAUGAGUAUAUUUUCCUCGAGAGCAGAAACCAUGUCUAAGUUGUCCAGUACACCUGGUCCUGCACACACUGCCUGGCACAGAGUGGGUGUUCAAUAUUUCUUUGCUGAGAGCGUCAAUCCUCUGAAAGCUCGUGUUUUCUCCCCAGCCCCUCAUGUCAUCCACAGCACGUGACCAUAAUGCAGAAAGAGUUUGGCAUUGGCUCGUGUUCACUCUCUAAGCUUCUGAGUUUGCAAGAGGAGUUUCUUAAGCUAUCACAGUGGAAUUGAGUGUAAUGGGAAGCAUCAUUAUAUCUUUAGGCAUCAGUUUCCUUGGAAAGGCUUGGAAAUAGCUAAUUGAAAUGUAGUUCAGGGGUAUGAACAAGAUAGGAAAAGCAGAGAUCUGGAACAGUGCCUGUUAUAGAGUGAGCAUUGAAAAGUUUGGGGAGUGGCUUGGGAAUGUAGCAAAAGGUUGCUUAUAGGGAAGUAUCUUUGAAAUCAACAAAUUAAGAGAUUUCUUACAUGGCUUUAAAGUGAUUCAUACAUGACGGCUUCUGGGAGAUUACUUGGUUUGAAUCUUUGGGCUUAAACUUCCAUCAGAACAUUCCACUGUAACUCCACAAGCUUCCAGACUGGAUAUUUUUAUGUUAAAUCAGUGCAUGAUUGAGUGAUUCAUGUCACACAACUAUUUUUCUGUUUAGGGUACAUUGUAUGCCAUUGUUAAGUUGAGAGUUGAGAAAAGGCUACAUCUUGACACAUAGCUGGGAACAGUGUUACAUCUAAUCUAAGGUCUUUGAAAGAUUUGCUUCUGUAAAUGUCACUCAGAAUCCUUUGUAUUGUAUCAAACUGUAAAGAUAUAUUGAGAUGUCCUUUAGCUCUUGGGACAUUUCCAUAAGCAAUAAGUUUCACAAUAAGUUAAAUACCCUGCUUAUUAUUCUUGCCCUGAGAAAGAAAGCUGAAUAAUAAUCAAGGUGCAUCUGAUAUCCUAUUCCUCUAUCUCUGCAUAUAUGCAGAGAUAUCUAUCUAGGAUAUCUAUCUAUAUCUAUCUAUAUAUGCACAUACAUACACACACACAUACAUUUCCUUUUAAAUAGUGCACUUGAUCCAAAAAUACUUUCUUCUCUGUAUACAAUGUAACAUUAGAGUCUAUGAUUUUAUUUUCAUUUGCAAUUUUCUUAUAAUUCAUAUUAAGUACAUUUAUUUUUUAAAAUGUUUAGCAUCUGCUUCACUCUGUGCUAAGCACUGGUUGUUACAGAAAUUAAUUAGAUGUGACUUUGCUAUUCAAGAAUUUGUAAUCUAGUUUGGGGAGAGGAUGGCCGCAUUCAUAGUGCAGGACAGAUUAAUGAGGCAAGAGAGCAAGUGAAAACGUUGAGACAGAUAUCAUCCUGGUAUCUCCAAAAGGAAAUCACAUCCCUGGUAUAGGGGUUUUGGCUUCUCAUCUGGGUCUAGAAGUGGAAAUCUAGUCCAGAUGUGAUGCUACCGUGACACCAGCCACACCAUUUGGGUAGGAUUUCAAUGCUCCAUUGGGCCACCAUCCCCAGAUCAGUGCCAAGAUAGGGAAUGUACAAAAAGAGAGAGUAAAAGGGGCAGAUUACAAACCAGUUCAUCAAGAAGCACCUCCCCCAUCUGUAAUACAAAGUCUGGAUCCUCAGUAACUAAUCAUAACAUUUUUCCAAAUUAAUAGACAGAACCAGAUCACUGAAUAAAUAAAAGACACCAAUAGUGUCCAUAGGCAUGCUCACGCUUUGACUUGGCCAAGGGAACCAGCCUGGGGCUUAUGUCUAUUGAUCACACAGGGCAGGGCUCUGUAAUUUCUUUUCUUCUAUUAUUUUAUUUUCAGAUGUGACCUCCUACAUUGUAGAAGGCAAAGAGAGGCAGGAUCUUUUGUCAUGGUCUCUUUCUCUGAAAAAGAAACUGAAUGUAUAGCUUGAUGCCACUGUGAAUCCUAAUGCAUAUUUAUUCUGUGACAGUAUUUGUAUACAAUAAUUACGAUCUCCUGCACUCUUGCAAAUUGUCUGUGAAACAGCCAUCGUAGUAAUUAAAAAGUCAUUAGUGCCAAUACAAUUCUACUAUUUUUCUACAUCUGUUUUUUGGUUGGCAUUUUGUGUAACUUGUGAUGUGUAUUAAUGACGAACAACAAUAAUAAAAGAAAAUCCUUUGA
This is a messenger RNA of Callithrix jacchus (white-tufted-ear marmoset), 14892 nucleotides long. It is a transcript of the gene FAM135B, whose product is annotated as family with sequence similarity 135 member B. The record is from RefSeq and is a predicted model, not a curated record. Gene Ontology annotation, biological process: lipid metabolic process. Lineage: Eukaryota; Metazoa; Chordata; Mammalia; Primates; Cebidae.